GCAGCGUCACCGCCCCCCGCGCCUGCGCAGGGCCCGGAUCUGUGUUUAGGGCUGGGGGAGCUGCGUCUCGCUCGGAGCCUUCGGCCCUGUCAUACCCCAGCGCCAGGCGCAGCCCGGCCCGGCCCGCCGAGCAGAAAUGGGAAAAUCUCUUUCUCAUCUACCGAUACACACGUGUAAGGAAGAUGGCUAUGAUGGAGGUACAGUGUCCGAUAAUAUGAGGAAUGGGUUAGUUCACUCAGAAUCACACGGUGAGGAUGGCAGGUGUGGGGAUGUGUCACAGUUUCCAUACGUGGAAUUCACAGGAAGGGAUAGUGUCACUUGUCCUACCUGCCAGGGAACGGGAAGAAUUCCACGAGGGCAGGAAAACCAGCUGGUAGCAUUAAUUCCAUACAGUGAUCAGAGACUAAGGCCAAGAAGAACAAAACUCUAUGUGACUGCUUCUGUAAUUGUAUGUCUCCUACUUUCUGGACUGGCUGUAUUUUUCUUGUUUCCUCGCUCAGUCGAUGUUGAAUACAUUGGCGUGAAGUCAGUUUAUGUCAACUAUGAACAGAGCAGACGUAUAAUAUAUUUAAAUAUUACGAACACGUUAAAUAUAACAAACAACAACUAUUAUUCAGUUGAGGUCGCAAACAUCACAGCCCAAGUUCAGUUUUCAAAAACAGUUAUUGGCAAAGCACGUCUAAACAACAUCACCAACAUUGGUCCUCUGGAUAUGAAACAGAUUGACUAUAUGGUGCCCACAGUCAUACAAGAUGAAAUGAGCUACAUGUUUGACUUCUGUACUUUGCCAUCAAUCAAGGUGCACAACAUUGUAGUGAUGAUGCAAGUGACGGUGACAACCUCUUACUUCGGCCACUCUGAGCAAAUAUCCCGAGAGAAAUACCAGUAUGUGGACUGUGGAGGAAACACAACCUACCAGCUGGGCCAGUCAGAAUAUUUAAAUGUACUCCAGCCUCCACAGUAAAAGCACCUGUUGGUUGGUGUGGAAAUCACUGAUCUUAAUGCUUGCAGAAAUCCUUUAAAUAGGACUGGUACUUUGUAAAGAAGAGAAUAUGUGCAUGUAAUGCAUAGGAAACAUGGUGGCCUGUUCACUUUAAUUGCAAGGAGGGAAAAGGUUCAAAAUGUAUAUAGAUGCACUUGUUAAGUGUUGUGUUUUUCCCCUUCUGUUCGCUUUCCAUUACUGUAAACACAGUCAAGUCAUGUGGUUGGAGGGAGAGGGGGGAAUUACAGACUCUUGAGCCGAACUGGGACCUUGCUUUACAGUGUGGUAUAUCAAUUUAGAGUAACUGUGUGUUGUCUGUCUAGGUGAAAUGUGUCACUAAUGAGCAUUUUAGAAGAAUUGGUACUCAUCACUUCUAAGUUUAUAUUUUCAGUUCUUGAUAUUUGACUCUUGAAACUCGCAGCAUAACUACUUAAGUAACAAGAUUGCUUUGAGGGACCUGGGUGUGAAAUUAGUAGUAGUAAACCAGUGGCAAUAUUUCUUUGGUUUGGGAUUCUACUUUUUGCUGUACUUGAUCAGAAGUGAUAUGUGGUCUGUGAAAGCCAGGAAAGCUCUUGUGGGCCACACUAUACUUGAAUGUACAACUUCUAGAGUCUAGCCUCUUCUUGUUCAUAUUGCCCCCUGCCAUCUCUGGGAUGUUAUAAGUAGAAUGUAUGCUGCCAGGUUUAAAACAAGGUUAAAGAAAGAAAUCCCCCCACAAUCGUUACUGACAAAAGAAAAAUUCAAGACUAUGUAAAGUAAAGGAGUUAAGACUUCAACGGUGUCAUUCCAUUCUUUUUCAGCUCAACUUUGGAGUACAACUAUUGAAAUCAGAAUUGUGUAGUUGGGAACUAAGUGGAAAACUGUUUGGGCAGCUCGAUGUAAAUCUUCAGCAUUUUUAUUCUUUGAUAUACUUUGUAUCUAAGCUACUUGUCAGUGCUAAUACCUUGGGGUGUGUGUGUAGUUAGCACACAGGCUCAGUAUGCAGUGAAGUAGUUACCUGAAUCUCCUGAGCGCUCAUAGUUCUUAUCUGUUGUGUAAGUUAGAAUAAAGCAACUCCUUCUGGAAGAAGAAAAGCUGACUUAGAACAAAACUAAUAAAAAAUAGUUUAAUUGGUUUAGUUUGCACAAUGAGAAUUUCUGGGGGGCUCUAUCAAGCACAGCUAUUGUAAAUUUCAGGUCUGAAGUUGAUUGACUUCUGAAAACUGACUGUUCUAAGGGCUAGGUACAAAACUUUUUAAUUAACUAGUUCGGGUUUGUUUUAAUUCUGAAUCAGAUGGAGCUUCAAGGAAGUGCUACUGAGACAUUGCAUUGUAACAAAUACUAAAUUUUCUGAACUGUUGUGGUUUUUAUGCUGCCCAUUUCCUGGAAAUAAGCUAUAUGAAAUGAAUUAGCAAUAAACACUAUGGAAAAAGGCUAUGGAGUAACUUCUUGCAACUAAUGAUCCUUUAUGCUGCAGUAAUUUGGUGAAGUUACGUGUCUGUAUUAUUCAUCAGUGUUCCUCAGGUGGACCUAAAGGUGGUGGUGGGGAAACGUACCAGUUAGGUGAGUCUGAUAGAUAUCUUUUUUUUUUUUUAAGGGGGAGGGGAAGAAUAAGUAACUCUACAAAAAGAAAAAAAGAAUGUCUGAAUGCAGUGAGCAUUUAUCCUGAAUGUCUAUGAAAAAUCUGACUAUUAUAUUGGAACAUAAACUGUCAAUUUUCUAUAGUUUUUGAUAGGACUGAAAAGUUGAGUUUUGGUUUAGGAGUGUUUUGGUACUGGAAUAAUUGAUUCUGAUGACUGACUUAUGAUUUGAAAGUUUUUCUUGUAUCUAGGCACUUAAAAAUCUUCUUUAUAUCUUAACCACAAGGCAAAGAAGUUCACAACUGGCUCUCCUGGUCUUCCUAAGCUGUAGAUCAGGUUCAGUCUUGUGGAUGGUACAACACUUGCAGAAGCUGAUCUGACAGUCUGAAAUGAUACAGCUGGUAACUCAAGACCAGGGUGGAAAGGGAGCAUGCUAGGAGCAGAGAAGUAACAUCUAGUAUUUUAUGUGACAUGGAAGGAUUUGUUUCUGUUGGAGCAUGUGGAAAGCUAUCUGCUUUAAGCCAUGUCAGAUUUGAAGUCAACCAGUAAGCUGUAUUUCUUUUUUCUCUACAUCCAGGUAUUUAAGCCUUGAGUUGGUUGUAUUUUUUUUUUUUCUUGUUUCAUUUUGAUGUAGAAAAAAGAAAACAGUCCUAGUCAGAUAUAUAUAUAUGUGUGUGUGUAUAUGUGUGUGUAUAUAUACACAUAUAUAUGUAUAUAUAUACAUAUAUUUAUUUUAUUUUUGUACCAGUUUAAACCAAAAUGUUUUCAAAGGAUAAAAAGUAAUCUAAAAUAACUGGAAUGGCACAACAUUGUACUUAUUUGGUCACAGUAGGUAGCAGGUGCUGCUUGAAUGAGAGGGUUUCUAGGGAUUUUAUGCUUGCUUAUGCAGUGUUGUGACACAACUCAGACUGACAUGUGAAAGUUUGGCAGAUGUGCUGAGCAAAACACAUACUUAAUCUGUGAAUCUCCCACUGCUUAAAAUGCUCUGUGCUGCCUUCUUUAAAAUAAAAAGUGGGAAGUGGGAUUAUUCUUUUCAUGGAUAUGGAGGGAUGAAAUAUUAUUUUUUAAUAACUGUUUAUUACCUGGCUUACUUUGUGGGUGUAAAUCUUAACAGUGUUAAUUUGUGGUGGGAUUACUGAGUAACUAAGAGUUCUUACCUGAAAGUGGAAUCUGGUAGUAUUGGUGAAUCUUCAAAUUAAAUCAUUUUACAAGAGCAUUAAAAGUGUGGUACUUUGUGCUUGCAAUAACAGUCAGCAUGUUGUUAACCAAACCAAGUUGUGCAAACAAGCUAUGAAAAAAAUAGAUUCAAAUGAAAGACCUCUUACCACCUCAUUUAUUUCUAUUGAUUUCUAUAUUUUAUCCCUAUGGUUCAAUAUGGUCCAGAUUCUAAAUUCUUUCCAGAAGUUCAGCUUGAACAACCGUUGUCCUUCCUGGUUUGUUUUAGUCUGUGUAUAAUGUCUUUCUGAUGGAUUAACUUAUUUAUUCACUCAUAACUUAUCCCUUAAUCUUAGAAUGUGAUCAAAUGCAUGCAUGACAACAUUGUACUGUUAUAUUUCACGGGAUUUAUUUCUGGUAUUCUUUUCACUUGAACUCUUCCUUGCAAUUCCUGUAGCAAAUCCUAUUGCACUUUACCGUAAAGCUCCGUUAGUUAUCUGUUGGAACAGUUGUUCAGGUAUUGUCGUGCAAUGGCACAAUCCAAAAUAAGAACCUUAAAUGUAUUCCAUCUACAAUAGCCAUAAAAUUUCAAAAUCCAAAGGCAGGUGAUGAAACACUUAAAUGAGUAAGAAUGUUAGAUGUUUUGCUGCUCUGGCCCACAGAACAAAAUUGGAUUUAAAUAUGAUACUUUAAAAAUGAAUAAAUGAAACCACUAAAACUUGAAGAUUUGUUUAUCCAUUUGGGUGUUUAGGGGGCAGUUGCUGCUUAAUUUCAUGUGAAGACAAGCAUUAAAUAUAUUAUCCUGGGUAGUGUGGCUUUGAAGUUCGUAAUGCAUUUCUGGUUUGUGCAUGACCUUGAUGUUAACGUUGUGGUAUAUUUUGCAGCCUUGUGCUGACAGAGUUAAGUACGUGCCUCAGUUGACUUUGUUUCAGUUUGUCCUUGAAGUCCUUCAAGUGGAUAAAUUUCUUCAUAGCAGUUCACUGCAGAUAUGACUAGGCUUUCUACUGUAUGGCUAACCACAAAAUUUCUGAGCACUUGGAUUGAACUGUUAGGGACUUUAACCAUCAGACUAAAAUACUGUGCCCACAUGAUGGGAAGGAUGUUGCUUGAAGCAGUAUGAGAGAUUUGUAGACUUGAAAAAAUAAUGUUAUUUCUUGUUUGCUAUUUAUGGCUUCGUGCUGGGAGGUGGAGAGCUGAUGGGAGAUUUAGUGGUGGUUUUGCUUAUUUUCCUUCCUCUCUCUCUCUGGUCUGUAGUGGGAUAUCUGCGUGUUAUCAUCUUAUGAAGGAGGGUGACUUGUUUCAGAGUGAGGCACCUACAUGAAGUCCCACAUCAGUGGGACUGGACAGGUGUAGUUAAGAUACAACUAAGACUAGCAGUAAUACUCUCCUCUGAACUAAUUUUUUCUGUUGUCUCAAACAAAAUGCCAAAACCCUAGCAAUGCUUCUAGGCUUAUUACUUCUGAAAGGGAGGAAUGAACAAGGUGAGUGCAGCCAAUGUAAUAAAAUCCAACCAAACAUGUUUGAAACAAAUAUUUGGGUAUGACAGAAACAUCUGGUAUUUGUCUACUCAAGAAGCCAUCUUUUUCUUUUCUUUUUUUGUUAACCUUUAAAUGGAGAUUCUGGUAAUUAAUAAAGAAGAUUGCUUUGCUGCCCCUAAUACUUUUGUCAUGCAAACCUGGUUUUCUGCCUUUGGGUUGGCUUGUUGGAUAGGAGCUGUUCUCUGUAAGAAAUCUGUACAGUUAGAGCUGUCCAGCCCUGAGGUGUAGUGUGAGACCCUGUGCUAAGGGUCUUGCAGUGUGGAUGUGUGUGUUUUUUGGAUACUGAAACUGCUUUUGCUUUGUAAGUAGGGAUGUUAACUGCCAGACAUGCAAGCAUUACGGUGCCUAAAUAUUUUGGGUCUGACCAUGAGUGAUUUAGUUUUGUGGGUUUUUUUUCCUGUUUCAAGUAAGUGAACUUAACCACUGUUAACAUCCACUGUACAGAGUGUGCAUAUAAUAGCUUGGAAUAUGUAUAGAAAUACUAAUGAGUUAUAACUAUUUUUGUAACUUGUAAAUUGUAAACCUGUUCUUGUAACUGUGUGGCAAACAGUCUGUCAACUUCAGCAUGAUAAAUAAACACUCUAGGGGGUAUUUGGGGUGUGUAAGACACAUGCUAUCUUAAUACAAGUUAACUGAGACGAUGGAUCUUAUUUAGAGGUUCAAAAUCUGGAUUUAACUUCAUUAUGGGUAUUUGGUUCUAAACAGAAUUGUUUGACUCAAAGAAUGAUAUUAAAUUUUCUAUUAAAAAAAGUCGGGAUCAUGCAUCUUUUGUUCUUUCUUAAAACUAACAGUACUUCUUCAAUUUUUAUAACUAGUGGCAUUCUGUGGUGUAAAAACUCACCAGUCUACUUUUUUUUUUUUGAUAUUAUGUUUUAAUGUGUUAGACCUGUAAUAAAGUCUAGUAAAGCAAAGCA
Molecule: messenger RNA, 6147 nt
Organism: Coturnix japonica (Japanese quail)
Lineage: Eukaryota; Metazoa; Chordata; Aves; Galliformes; Phasianidae
Gene: TMEM106B
Product: transmembrane protein 106B
Biological process (GO): dendrite morphogenesis; lysosome localization; lysosome organization
Cellular component (GO): lysosomal membrane
Source: RefSeq, a predicted model, not a curated record